This is a messenger RNA of Coregonus sp. 'balchen', 1320 nucleotides long. The record is from the annotation of a GenBank genome assembly. NCBI's taxonomy places the organism in Eukaryota, Metazoa, Chordata, Actinopteri, Salmoniformes, Salmonidae.
AUGGAGACCAACCAGGAUGAGAAGGCUGGCGAGUUCAAAGAGGGGGAGGAGGACUUCAAGGGUGCCAUCAACCUCUACCUCAAGGCGUGCCUACCAGCCAAGGCCGCCCGAUUGGCUAUGAGCCGUGAGGAGCUGGUCUCCAACAUUGACAUCAUCAAUAGAAUCGCUGCUGCCCUCACCAAGGGAGAGUUCUACGAGAGGGUGGGUGUCAUGACAGCUGCAAAGUCACACAGCGAACUCAUUGGCUGCUAUUUACAUUACACUAGGCUUCUUCAAGACAACAUUGCUUAUCUUCCAGCGACAGAGGAAAAGUCUUAAUGAAAUGAGAUUAGAGGUUGUUUAGAUCCCCUCUCAUGUGCUCCUAAUGGAGAAGUUCUGAGUGAAUCGGCUUGAUUGUCUGGCAAUGUGAUUUGUGUGUGAUAGAGAAGUUGGCUUGUCUUUUGUGAGGCAGCAGAAGUUGGUGCAGAGAGAGACAGAUGUGCAGUGUUCUAGCUCUGUGUACACCGUAAGUCUCGGUGCUGAUUAAGAUCUUACUCAGGGCCAUAGAUGACUCUCAUCGGAACAGAUGUCAGGGAAGGUGUCUGUGCGUCUUAAUAAAGGAUGUGCUGGGAGGGAUGUUAGUCAGCCCUCUGUUUUCUCUCUCUCGAUCUCUCUGUCUCUCUCUCUCUCUCUCUCUCUCUCUCUCUCUCUCUCUCGCUCUCUCUGUCUCUCUCUCUCGCUCUCUCUGUCUCUCUCUCUGUCUCUCUCUCGCUCUCUCUGUCUCUCUCUCUGUCUCUCUCUCGCUCUAUCUGUCUCUCUCUCUCUUGCUCUCGCUGUCUCUCUCUGCUCUUGAACCAUCUGGUUAUGGACCAGAGGUCCUGAGGUGCUGUAAGUGACUAAAUGAGAGGGAGGAAGUUGAGCUGAAACUAAGUAACUUUCCUCUCUCCUAUUAUCAGGCAGGAGAUCUGUUUGAGAAGAUCAGGAACAACCAGAGGGCUCUGGACUGCUACCGCUAGGGCAACUCCUUCAGGAAAGGUAGGCCUGACACAGCACUGGGAGGUUGAUAUAUUAAUUAACAUCACCUAUUGGGUAGUGGUUGGGACAAGUUAAUGGCCUAAUCUUUAUGUUGUUGAUGGUGGGUUUUAUACUGGUUUAGAGAAUGAAUUGUAAACUGUAUUGAUGUGAAUGUAACUGUGACGUCUUUCCCUGAGCGUAGCUGUGGAGCUGGCUCGUGUUGCCUUCCCAGCUGACGUGGUGAAGCUGGAGGAGGCCUGGGGAGACUACCUGGUCCAGCAGAAACAAAUGGACGCUGCCAUCAACCAUUACAUUAAGACUGGGUGA